Molecule: messenger RNA, 4366 nt
Organism: Diuraphis noxia (Russian wheat aphid)
Lineage: Eukaryota; Metazoa; Arthropoda; Insecta; Hemiptera; Aphididae
Gene: raskol
Product: Ras GTPase-activating protein raskol
Biological process (GO): regulation of GTPase activity
Source: RefSeq, a predicted model, not a curated record
AGUGUAGUAAUGUCAUUCGGGCGGCGCGUGUUUUGUGCGUAGUGGUCGUCGUGUGGUGUGUGUGCGUGUGUGUGUUAAGUGUUAACUGUUUUUUACUCRUUAUAGUUUGAUUUUUUUUCUCCGAGAAGCGUUCUCGUUGGCGUUUAGAAUCAUGAUUCGAUCGUGUGCGGUUCAACGGCAAUAUUAAUWGACAWAGUACAUUUUCGGAGCAAUAAUUCUCGCAACAAGUGUACACGACCGAUGACGACAACCGGGCAGCAGCAGACCGCUACCACGGURACGGCAAUGACGGGUAGCCCACGGCGACGUCGKUCGACGUUCUAUAUCCCGCUGCAGGCCACGGCCCGGCCUGUGUUGGCCGUGGCCCGGCUGGCGGACUCGAUGCCUCAGUCGGCCGCCCAGCAACAACCGCAGCACAAAUCGGCCAGCGGACGGGCUCUGUCUGCGUCCGCUCUGGCCCUGCUGCAAGCCGACCACCCUCCGUCCCACCGUCCACCUUCGUCGCCGUCGUCCAGCCGGCGGAGUUCGCCGCUGGCAUUUAUACGACGUCCGUCGUCCCGAAAAUUGGCCCGCAGCUCGUCCACCAUAAUYACCACGGGCGGCCGGUGGCUGUCGUCCAAGGCGUCCGUUGGCCCCCUGCGUGUUAACUGCGGUGACAGUUCGUCGUCCCUCGGCGACACGAGCGCCGUAGUCCAGCAGGCCAACAGGUCGCCGCCGAUCAUAGUCAUCGAAGGGUCGCCGGACGAGUAUUACCGCAGACGGCGUCGUCGGCGACGACACGGGCUGGGGAAGCCACCCAACUCGACCGGUGAAGACGAGAAUAGAAGCGAAAGCGACGACGACAACCAACUCUAUGACGACGACGACGGAGACGACAACCGAUCAGACACGUCGUACGAAAAAGCCUGCCGCCGAGGAAGCGCUCCCACGACUCCAGUGCUCGGCAACACCAGGUCGCUGGAACUCACGCCCUCAAGAAUUGUAAAUUUCUUUUCAAAACGGUCGUUCAGGUCAAAUCCGCUAAAACGGACCAAGAGUGUCACGAAGUUGGAGCGAAAGAAAGCGCUGGAAUCUGAUGGAAACGUUAGCCCGAGCAGUGGUCCUAGGCUGAGGACGUCCCGUUCUCACGAAUCGCUUCUGUCUGGCCAGUCACAGAGCAUCAUGCAAUCGUUGGACCUGAGCAGCGGCGGUGUAGAAAUCAAACCACUACAUCCGUCCGUGCUGGGCCGGGAAAACUGUUUCCAGGUGACAUUGCCUGCGGGUAACACAAGGUACUUUUCGUGCCGCACAGCUGAAGAACGCGACAAAUGGGUGUACAGUUUGAGGAAAUCCGUACAACCCGACCAGGAGCACAUACGCCGCACAGAAAAUGCGUUGAAAAUAUGGAUUCUAGAAGCCAAAGGGUUGGCUAACAAAAAAAGGUAUUUUUGUGAACUAUGUCUGGAUAAAACACUGUUUGCACGAACAUCAUCAAAACAGAAAUCCGAGCUCUGUUUUUGGGGAGAACAUUUCGAUUUCACUAGUCUACCACAAGUUAAUGUCAUAAAUGUGCAUUUGUAUCGAGAAGGCGAGCGAAAGAAGAAAAAGGAUAAGAGCUUCUUAGUCGGCACUGUAAGCAUUCCGGUACAAGAUGUCACAUCCAGAUUCCUUACCGAGAAGUGGUACCCGGUGACCACAGAGAAAACCCUCAAAGACCCUCCGUCCUUAAGAGUGAAAUGCCGUUUUCAGAGUGUAGACAUACUUCCCGUACAAAUCUAUCAAGAAUUCUUACAGUAUUUGAGAACGGACUACAAAACUAUUUGUGAAAUCUUGGAACCUGUUGUUGGCGUCAAGGCCAAAGAAGAUAUCGCCACGGCUCUGGUGCACGUCAUGCAAAAGGAGAACCUAGCUAAGGAGUUCCUGUCUGACAUUGUAAUGAUGGAUAUUGAAAAGGUUGAAGAUGAUCGUCUGACAUUUAGGGGGAAUUCGUUAGCCACUAAGGCAAUGGAAGCAUACUUGAAGUUAACUGGAGAAAAAUAUUUACAUGAGACUCUGAGUGAACUUGUAUCAAAUGUCAUGCAAACUGGUUUCGAUUGCGAAGUGGAUCCUUUAAAAGCGGGUAGUGCGUCAAAUUUGGCCAAACAGCAAGCCAAUUUAAGGAAUGCCGUUGAAACCACAUGGAAUCGUAUACUCUCUUCCCAUACGUCAUUUCCAUUUGAACUUCGGGAGUGUUUCACAAGGUUUCGUGAACGUAUGAAUGGCUCUGGUCGYCACGAUAUUAGUGACAAUUUAAUUUCAGCGUGUAUUUUUUUGAGAUUUUUGUGCCCAGCCAUUUUGUCUCCUAGCCUGUUCAACAUUACGCAUGAAUAUCCUAAUGAAAAAGCAGCAAGAAAUUUGACAUUGGUAGCAAAAACACUGCAAACCUUGGCUAAUUUCACACGAUUUCAAGGAAAAGAAAAUUUUAUGGAGUUUAUGAACGAUUUUCUGGAACGUGAAGCAGCUUCAAUGAAAUCUUUCUUGAAAAUUAUAUCUACYCCUGUUCCAAAUGGUUUUUCAACUCCACAAGACCACUCAACUGAGUUUGAUGGACAUAUCGACCUUGCAAAACAAUUGAGCAUACUUCAUACAUUGUUGAUGGAAUGUGUGGAAAAAAUAUCCCCUGUACGUCUUCAGGAAGUAGAAAAGUUGCACAUGAUACUAGAAAGAAUACAAUUAGCACUUGCUCAGCCYGCUGGAGUUCGAWCACCAUUAAAAAGUUUUAUUGAAAAUCAACCAUCUAAUGAACAGAAUAAUGUUUACCAGCCUGUACAACAUCAAAACAUUUUUAGAUAUAAUGAUCCAACUUUGAAAGAUGGUGCUCAACGUUUGUAUGGGUCAACUCAAGGGUCAUCUUUAAACAGCACAAAUAAUUUGGUUGGAAGUUCUACAUUGUUGUGUGAAAAACGUCCUAYGACCAAUACGACUCGUGCGUCAACUCUACCCCGCAAUGCAUUUUUCUCGUCUAACCCAGGUUCUCCUAAUUUACAACUUUGUCCCAAGCUAAAAUUUGAUGAACCAGUUACCACGUACAAUGGAUUCACUCCUCAUCAUCAUAUCAAUCAUAAUAAUGGUCACAGUUCUGAUGUUGAAAUCGACCCACAGCAAAAGGGAAGCCAAAUGUCCAUAUCCACAUUAUCAAAUGUAGCAUCUUCUGGUUAUCAGAGUUUUGCAGCAUAUAGUCAGAGCUCAAGUCCUGUCGAUUUGACCAAUAACAAUAGCAAACCGCCAWUGGCUAAUGGCAAUGCUGCUUUGCCUCCUCUGGCAUUUGUCAAUCCUGUAUAUCAACAUCAUCACCAUCACCAUCACCAUCAUCAUCACCAAAGAAAACAGCGACCACGGUCAUGUAGCUCUUCUGAAGAUGAGAAUACUCCGGUUAAUGAUAAAGUAGCUCAAGUGGCGCCAAGAUUCCUACCUCCCCAYCGAKCUCCAAGAACUAAUCCACAGUGUAAUGGAGGUGGUAUGGCCAGAUCAUUAGCUUGGAAAUGGUCUCCAAGCAAAGUCAACGGAGUCAGCCCUAAUCCUAAAUGUUUACCUAGUGAUGUUAAAAAAGUGUGUCCUGCUGAAAUGCCUUUAAGAAGGCGUGUGUCCAUUGAUUCUAGUCGUGGAAUGUCUGAAGACUCUUCUGAGGACGAAGACACAAGAAAUCAAAAUAUUGCCAACAAAUUGAAAACUAAUCGCUCCAUCGAUCAGAUAAGCUACCAGAAAGAGAUUGAACGUCUUCAAACCAAUGUGCAAAUACUUAAAUUAAAAUUAGAACAGGCCGAACAGCAAUUGGAAUCAGAACCAGAUUCACCAGAAAUUAUAGACAAUGAACCAGAUAAUAUGAAAAACAUAAUAGCUAGAUUGAUGUCUGUGGAAGAUGAACUGAGACGUGAGCAGCGUAAAAUGUCUGACACAYUAACUCACAAGCAGCGUGUGAUUGAGGCCCAAGAACACCAGAUUGCUGCAUUAGACGCAGCUAACAACCGAUUGUUGAAUGCUUUAAGCCAGCUAAAAGAACGGUACCAAAUCACCAAUGGAAAAACUAAUAGUCCAAGUCCCAAUAUCAACCAUAGACUGCUUGCCGAACUUGGUGAACUCAAGAGCUCAUCUUGCUAAAAACUGUCCUUUUGUCAUAUUCUGUAUUUAAAGAUAGACAGAUAGUAUUUUAUCUAAAAAAAAGAAUAUUUAAAUAUUUUCUCUGAAAUAGGUUCAAAGUUUCAAACACAAUUUUUUUCGAACUAAGUUUACCACAUUGGAUAGGUCGCUGCAUUAUUAAAUACAUGCGUUUGAUGCAAAAUAAACUUAAUUAAAUUACUAAUUUCAAAUCAUUAUCAAGUAUUAUUAAUUUUAAUGUGUUCUUACAUAG